Setaria italica (foxtail millet) is the source of this 5481-nucleotide messenger RNA. RefSeq names its product ENHANCER OF AG-4 protein 2. Gene Ontology annotation, biological process: regulation of transcription by RNA polymerase II. Gene Ontology annotation, cellular component: nucleus. NCBI's taxonomy places the organism in Eukaryota, Viridiplantae, Streptophyta, Magnoliopsida, Poales, Poaceae. Gene Ontology annotation, molecular function: double-stranded DNA binding; transcription coregulator activity. The record is from RefSeq and is a predicted model, not a curated record. The transcript is spliced from 13 exons. Bases 412 to 4605 code for a protein of 1397 amino acids.
CCCACACUGCAGUCGCACAACAGCAGAGCAAGCCGCAUCCGCACGCACCGCACACCGCAGGGGAGGAGGAGGAGGAGGAGGAGACGCGAGGCGAGGAGGAAGAAGAGGCAGCCGCCGCCGCCGCCACAUCCCCAUCCUCAUCCAAGCGAUUCCUAGCAGCAGCUACUACAAAGCGGAGGAGGAAGCGGAAGCGGCUGGGAUCGCACGCAAUCCGCCCGCCGAUUCCAUCGCCAGCCACCCGCGCCCGACUACCGCCGCCGCCCCUUUCCCUACCCUAGGGUCGCGGGUGCCUGGGUUUCCCACCCGCGAGGCUUCCCACCCUAGGGCGGGGCCGCCGCCCCCGCCGCUCUCUGCUGCUAGGGUUAGGUUAGGGCCCGACGCUGGGGGGAGGGGCAUCCUCCCCCGCCGCCAAUGCCUCCCGGCGGUAGGCGCGGCGCCAAGCAGGGUCGCAAGUGGACCAGGGAACCGCAGCUCGGCGACCUCGUCCUCGCCAAGAUCAAGGGAUACCCGGCCUGGCCAGCCAAGAUCAGCAGGCCUGAGGAGUGGGGCCAAACGCCAACGCCGCGCAAGUUCUUCGUCUACUUCUACGGCACCAGAGAGAUUGCUUUUGUACCUCUGGCAGAUCUUCAAGAAUUUACGGAGAAGGCAAAGGAUGAUCUGUUAGAUCGAGCUCCGAGUAUUAAAGUGCAAAAAAAAUAUGUCCGAGCUUAUAAUGAAGCUGUGGAGCAGAUCUGCAAGGCCUAUAAUGAGCUGCCAAAAUCAUCUGAAGCUGCAAGUGGAGCAUUACCUGAUCAGAGUGAAAAGACUACAGAGCACCUUGUGAGGUCACCUGAUGAUGGUGAGAAUCUAGGAUUGGGACGAAUGGAAGCUGAUAGCCCUACUGAUGACUCAAUUGCUUCAGGGCAAGGGUCAGGGGCUGAGGACGUGAAAGAUGGUGGUCAUGAAAUAGGGGGUCAUUCUUUAUCAGUUUCUCAAAAGAAAACAUCUUUACUACAGGAUCCCGAGCAUCCCAAGACAAAAAAGCCUGUUGCAUCUAAGUCUGCACUUGACAUGUACAGAGAACAGGAGCAUUCACCAACUUCUGUGCGUGCAGACAGGGAUGAAGAGGUAAAAAAUGAAAAAGAGAGCUGUCCGCCAGAAGGAUUUGUUUUGGACCCUAACUUGGAGGUAGUUUGUGCCCUUGAAGUGCCAAAGAAAUCUAAAGCGAACAAGCUGUUGAGGAAUGCUGAAAGGAAGGAAAAGCGUGCUGAUAUUGGUAGUUCUACUGGAAGGACUGCUCCUGAGGCUGCAUCUGACGUAUUAAACAUGGGUGCUGACAAAGAGAGCAGAGAAUUUAAAAAGUCCAAAAUCAUGACAAAACAAUCACUUGCUACUGGUUCAGAGAAAAGGGACCAUAAUGAAAUUGUGCACGGCAAGCCUGAUAAGCAGUUGAGUAGAAAAUCAUCUGCUGGAUUUUCUUCCAAUAAGAAGUCUCUUCCUGGUAGCGGGCAGCGCACCACGGACUGUAUUACUGAUACUCGUCCAGCAAAAAAGCCAAGACUUAUGGACAGAGGUGGUGAAACAGAUAAGACAGUUGCCCAAAGUGACACAAAGUUAAGCAUUGAUUGUGAAAAGCAUAAUGCUAUGAAAUAUGAGAGGUCUACCACUGUAGAAACAGGUAAAAAUACGGUUCCUAAGACUGGUAUCAGUGAUGGUAGGGCACGGAGAUCAGGGAGUGUCUUAUCACCCGUAUCAAGGCUUCAUUCCGAGGUUGUGGAACCAACAUCUGGUUCUGCAACUCAGUCAACUGUUGCUGAUUCUGCUAAAAAGGGUUCAAUCAUGAAGGAGGAUGCCUCACGUGUUGAUAGGCAAUCGGCCAAACCCAAGAGAAGGGCUUGUCGCUUUGAUGAUGAGGAGGAUGAAGGACAGAGAACACCACUUCAUAGAACUUCUGCCAAAUCUAUCUCUACACAUAUAGUCCCUGCUGACAAGGCAGGUACUCGGGGAAAAAUUUCAUCUCAUGCUGGCAAUGCUUCUAUAAAAAAAUCGGGCCCGGCAAGAGAAGAGAAAUCUAAAAGUGUUGGAAUGUCACCUGUGAGGCAGGAGCUAGUUUGUUCUUCACCGAGUCAGGAUAAAAUGCAUGCCAGACACCAGGCAAUUGGAAGAAGAUCAAUCACAGGCUCAGUCGAUACUUCUGCUGGCAUGGGUAACAAAACAAACCUGGUUGAUCGCAAAUCCUCUGGUCAAGUAAAAAUGCCGACAUCCUCUGAGGUGAAGAAAAUUCAUAGUUCUUCUAAACAAUUGCACCUAACAUCUGGGAACUCCCAUUCUCGAAACUAUCCUGCCUCAGAAAAAAACUCGCUGCCCAAAUCAGAAGACACGAAGGCUAAAUCUAAGCCUGGGGCACAGGCUGUUGAGCAUAAGGUGAGCACCACUGUCACUGUGUCAGCUGAACGGGGUGCGAAGCGGGAUCACUUAAAAGAGGAAAGGUCCAUUUCUGUUGAUAAAGCAGCUUCUUCUGAACCUAACUCCGACUCUGUCAAGUCAAUGAAACAUCUUAUUGCAGCUGCUCAAGCAAGGAGGAACCUUAUGGCAUCUGCUCAUGGAAAGUUUGAUGGGUCUUUGACUGAUAAUGCUGGUAUGACCUCCACACAAUAUGGUUUGCCGGGACUAAGCCCUAGUCCUGUUUUUCGCAUUCCAUCCCCAUCCAGAAUUGCUUUUCCCGAGAGUCCUGGUGAACGUAUUGUUCUGAAAAGCCCAACGGAGCUUGACCAUGAGCAUGGAAAGAGUCCCAAAUCUAGGCAGGUCAGCGGUUCACCUAGCAUUGGUACUGAUGCAGCGAUUGCUCGUGAUGCUUUGGAAGGAAUGAUAGAGACACUAUCGAGGACAAAGGAGAGUAUAGGCCGUGCAACACGCCAUGCAAUUGAGUGCUCUAAAUAUGGCAUUGCUGGAGAGAUUGUCGAGCUUCUCGUACAGAAGUUGGAGAGAGAGCCUAAUUUGCAUCGCAGAAUUGACCUCCUUUUUCUUGUGGAUUCUAUAACCCAGUGUUCGCAUUCUCAGAGAGGUGUUGCCGGGGCUUCAUAUGUUCCCACUGUUCAAGCUGCAUUGCCUCGUCUUUUGGGUGCUGCUGCUCCACCUGGAGCUGGUGCUCGCGAAAACCGGCGCCAGUGCCUUAAAGUUCUAAGAUUGUGGCUUGAGAGAAAGAUUAUGCCUGAAGACAUACUCCGAAAAUACAUGGGCGAUAUUGAGGUGCCAAAUGAUAAUACUAGCACUAGUUUUAUGUUGAAGCGACCAUCCCGCGCUGAACGCUCUGUAGAUGAUCCUAUUAGGGAGAUGGAUGACAUGCUUGUUGAUGAGUAUGGAAGCAAUGCAACUUUUGAGCUUUCUGGAAUUUUGUCAUCAAAAGUCUUUGAAGAUGAUGAAGACUUACCUCGAAAUAAUGGGUCAUCGCCAUUUAUUUCGCAGCCUGUUGAAAGUGAUGGCAUUCAAGAAGCUGAAGAUACUGUUGCUCCAGCAUCUGUUGAGGAACAGAUUAGACCAGAGAAUGUAACUGCUGAUGCUGCUAUGGAAGGUGCCUUGGAAUUACUGGGCAGCAAGCAGCAGACUGAUGGAGCUAUCCUUGUUGAACAUGACUGUAGUCAAGAGCCGGGUUCAGAGCUUGAAUUGAUUGAUCAGAAUGAGCCCCCCCCUCUACCUGAUGUCCCUCCACCGCUUCCAUCAGAUUCACCACCUCCUCCACCUCCUUUGCCUCCUUCACCGCCUCCUGAUACACCACCGCCGCCACCACCACUUCCACUUUCGCCAGCUUCGCCACCUCCGCCACCUCCCCCACUGCCUUCUGGACCACCUCCUCAGCCUGCUCCACCACCUCUGCCAACCCAGGCCCCACCUCUUCCUUCUAUUCCGCCGCCUGUUCCGUCAUCUCCAUCAUCAUUGGGUUAUCGGCCUCCAGCUCCAGAGUACUUCAGGACACCCAAUGGUAACCAGUUGACCCAGAUGACAGGAAAUACAUCAAUUCAAGGUAUUGGAAAUACAGCGAACUUCGUUCCUGGUGGACCAGUCAAUGGACAAGCUGCGGUUAAUUUUGUACCUUCAAUGCCAGCAGAGUAUGGAAACAACAACGUGUUUAUGGCACCACAAACUUCUAGUGGUAAUUACCAGUUUCGGCCUACUGGUGUACCUUUUCAGCAAGGGAAUUUCAGUGCCUUUCCGUCUACGCAAACGCCACCCGUACAUUCCCACCCUCGAAUUGCACACAUGAAUCCCAUGGGCCAACAAGCUGUACCACCUCCGUGCAAUCCUUAUGUUGUGCAGUCCUUUCCAAACAGUCAGAGCCAUUAUCCAUCUGAAGAACGUUGGCGGAUGGCAUCUGGUAACUUCAGUCCAGAUGACCAGCAUAAUAAUUGGCUAGCAGGUGGCAGAGCAUUAUCUUGCUCAGAAGGGUCAUUUGUGCAGGAUGGAUAUUCAAGGUCGAACAUUGACAGAUCUUCAAUGAAUCCUAUGAAUCAUCAACAUACUGUUCGAAACCAUUUGCCAUCUGGAGCACCACUACCAGGUCAUGUUGUUCCUCAGAUGCUACCAGCCAGGUCUGAUAUUCACACACUUAACUGCUGGAGACCUUCUUGAUAAAGUUGUAAACUGAACUUGCUUGAGGUUUUGACAUGGGAAGUUUGGGGCACUAGAGGCAAUUUAAAUUGAGUGCAACAAGUGGUGGUUUUGUUAGUCUGUUCUGUGAUGAAGAUGCACUUGCGUGGGGUGUAAAGAUGAGAUCUGCCAUAGUAUUUGGAAAGGACAUUUUACAAUGUAACUAGUCUUGACAACAGCAUCCAGCAGACUAAUCUCGCUUAGUGUCUGAAGAAUGUUACUCAAAUGAAGACAAGUUUUGAUUUGUUAAUGAGGAUAUUGGUGACUUGGAUGGAGUUGAGGGGAGCUUCCAUAGGCAGCUAAAUGCUUUGGUUUGAAGAGGUAAAAUGUAGAAUUGUAGAAAAAGAUAUGUACAGUUGCUAACACAAUGUGUUGUAUUCCCUUGGCGCAAGCUGGGGAUGGCUAAUGGGGUUUCUGAAACCUUUCUGGAUAAUUGCAAGAAAGCUUACAGGUGGGUUAGUCAGGCAUGCAGUGCGGCGCAAUGAUGCUCUUUGGUUAUCCAAAGCCACAUUUUGAAGAGAAAGCAAUGUGAUGAGCAGCUUGUUGUGAUGUUGCUCAUGUAUGUAUAUGUGCGAUCUGUAAUUGGGUCAGGGUGAUGAUGUGGUUUUGCAUUGCACCAACGGUUCAUUUGGUGAGCAUGGAGGUCAAUGAGUGCAAGGUUGUGGCCUGGCGGGCAAAGGGCUGCUUUUUGGUGGUGUUUUGGCAAGAUGGCUGGUGCUGCUGAGGUUGUGAAUGGUAGGCGGGUAGGUUGGGUGCCAGAUGAUACUGCUGGUUUGGUGUUGAAUAGUGGUUUGUAUGUGGUUGAUGGCACGCCUGCUACUAGUUAUUAGAAGAUGGCAUAUCGCCGACCUUGCAUUA